Messenger RNA from Sodiomyces alkalinus F11, 1300 nucleotides. RefSeq names its product glutathione S-transferase domain-containing protein. Gene Ontology annotation, molecular function: glutathione transferase activity; maleylacetoacetate isomerase activity. The transcript has a single exon. Gene Ontology annotation, biological process: L-phenylalanine catabolic process; glutathione metabolic process. NCBI's taxonomy places the organism in Eukaryota, Fungi, Ascomycota, Sordariomycetes, Glomerellales, Plectosphaerellaceae. Bases 482 to 1174 code for a protein of 230 amino acids. The record is from RefSeq and is a predicted model, not a curated record.
AGGUCUUUUCAAUUGCCAGCUUGCAUUUCUAAGCAUGGAGAGAUUCUCAAUUGGACUCUUCAAAUCACUUAUAAAUCAAUUUCUUUCUGGCCUCAAUGCAUCAAACCCCCGAGCCAAGUGGCUUCAGCAGUUCAGCAUUCAGCUCGAGCCCUCCUGAUAGGAUCUCAUUAUUCUCAGGGGUCGUCUCUGCCCCUCAGGUCAAUAGCAAGGCGCGAUGUCAAGGACGCCCUUCAUCAACACACCUGCCACUUUUAGCUGCCAGGAGAUGGGUAUAUAAACUGAGUGUUCUGUUUUCCACUCCUUCCUUCUACUCUCUUUAUCUUUCCCUCUCCCUAUCCCUAUCCCUCUCCCUCUCUGUCUCUCUCUCUCCAGCAUUGAUAUCAUAAACCCACCAUUGCAUACUUACCUUCGACGGGGGAUAUCUGAUUCGAGCUCAAUAUUCCGUGGUUUUGUCUGUCCCGCCCCCUUCCUUCACCUCGUCAUGGCUCUCACUUUGCAUAUCGGCAAUAAGCGCUACUCUUCAUGGUCCAUGCGACCCUGGGUCCUUCUGAAAGCCCUAGAUAUCCCCUUCGAAGAGAAACUCCAUCUCUUCAAACCCAACGUUCCUCACCAGACCCAAUUCCGCACCUUUUCGCCCACUGGCAAGGUCCCCACUCUCUACCACGAUGACCUUACCAUUUGCGAUUCCCUCGCCAUAAUGGAGUACAUCGCAGAGGACUACCCGGCCGCCUGGCCCCGCGACCGCAAAGCCCGCGCCUUUGCCCGCUCCGCCGUGGCCGAGAUGCACUCGAGCUUCCCCGCCGUCCGGGAACAGUUGACCAUGAACGUCGCGUUGCGCAUCGACAUCGGCACUCCCGACCCUGCCCUACAGCGCGAAAUCGACCGCGUCGAAGAGCUCUGGAACGAGGGACUCUCGACUUUCGGCGGUCCCUGGUUGGCGGGCGCCGAAUUCACCGCCGCCGACGCCUUCUGGUCUCCGGUCGCUGUCCGAUUCGAUGGCUACGGGAUCAAGCUGCGGGGACCGGCUGCCGAUUACGCGAAGCGUUUGCUUGAGCACCCGGCUGUGGUGCAGUGGGUGAAAGACGGCCGACGGGAGAAGGAACGCUUGGAGAAAUACGAGACGGAGAUUCCUUUAGCUGGAGGCCGUAAGCUGUUGGCAGACCUGUCCGAGUGAACAACUAUUGUCACAUUAAAACUCUCCCCGAGUCACGAAGCAUGGGAAAGAAAUAUAAUGUCUGGCAUGUAGCGAGCGGUAUUGUAUAGUGAGAGCAUAUGAUAUUGACAUUCUGCUUUGACGAGU